Pipistrellus kuhlii (Kuhl's pipistrelle) is the source of this 1718-nucleotide messenger RNA. It is a transcript of the gene MACROD1, whose product is annotated as mono-ADP ribosylhydrolase 1. Gene Ontology annotation, cellular component: nucleoplasm. NCBI's taxonomy places the organism in Eukaryota, Metazoa, Chordata, Mammalia, Chiroptera, Vespertilionidae. The record is from RefSeq and is a predicted model, not a curated record. Gene Ontology annotation, biological process: purine nucleoside metabolic process; DNA damage response; peptidyl-glutamate ADP-deribosylation. Gene Ontology annotation, molecular function: ADP-ribosylglutamate-[protein] hydrolase activity. The transcript is spliced from 10 exons. The coding region runs from base 113 to 1093 and encodes 326 amino acids.
CGGGCUGUGCUGGUCGCCGGGGCUGGCAGCGACGCGGGUUCCGGAGUAAACAAGGGGGAGUCUCCCCUGCACCGUAAUCGGAGUCCAGGGGGCGGGAGCCGCGCCGCCGCUCAUGUCGCUGCCCGGCCGCCUGGCCCUCCUCCGCGCCCCGGGGCGGCUCCUCCGCGCCCCGCGCCCCUGGCCCGGCCCCUCGGCGGUGGCCGCGUGGACCCGCAGCAGCGCCCUCGGGCCCCGCGCGCGGGCCCCGGCGGGAGUUGGGGAUCGGGGGGCGGCGGCGGGGCGGAGAGCCGGGGUGCGCACUUGGGCGCCCCUGGCCAUGGCGGCGAAGGUGGACCUGAACACCUCCACCGACUGGAAGGAGGCGAAAUCGUUCCUGAAGGGCCUGAGCGACAAGCAGCGGGAGGAGCACUACUUCUGCCAGGACUUCAUCAGGCUCAAGAAGGUCCCCACCUGGAAGGAGACGGCGAAAGGGCUGGCCGUGAAGGCGGAGGAGAAGGAGCCCAAGUACAAGAAGGACAAGCACCUCAACGAGAAGAUCUCCCUGUUCCGCGGCGACAUCACCAAGCUGGAGGUGGACGCCAUCGUCAACGCCGCCAACAGCUCCCUGCUCGGAGGCGGCGGUGUGGACGGCUGCAUCCACCGGGCCGCCGGGCCGCUGCUCACCGACGAGUGCCGGACCCUGCAGAACUGCGAGACCGGCCAGGCCAAGAUCACCGGCGGCUACCGGCUGCCCGCCAAGUAUGUCAUCCACACGGUGGGGCCCAUCGCCUACGGGGAGCCCAGCGCCAGCCAGGCCGCCGAGCUCCGCAGCUGCUACCUGAGCAGCCUCGCCCUGCUGCUGGAGCACGGGCUGCGCUCGGCGGCGUUCCCCUGCAUCUCCACCGGCGUGUUUGGCUACCCCAAUGAGGCGGCGGCGGAGGUAGUGCUGGCUGCACUGCGCGAGUGGCUGGAGCAGCACAAGGACAAGGUGGACCGGCUGAUCAUCUGCGUGUUCCUGGAGAAGGAUGAAAGCAUCUACCUGCAGCGGCUGCCCCACUACUUCCCCGUGGACGCGGACGCGCCGGGGCCUGCUGGACCUUGCUCCCAGCUCUGAGGGUGCUGAAGCCUGCCGCUGGGCCCGGGCAUCCCUUCCUCAGCCCCGCUCCACAGGAGCCUAAUAAAGACCAGCCGUUGCAGCUCGCGGUCUGAGCCUGACUGGGUGAGGGAGGACCGCCGGUGCAGGCUCAGGGCAGUGAGAGUUCAGGGCCAGGCGAUGGCGCACGUGGGCAGUACUUCACAUUUAUUGAGGGCCUGCCCCCCAAGGAGCUCACAGCCUGGGGAUUGAGCCCCCACAUGUGCUGGGGUGGGGAGAAAAGGAAGUCAAGGCAAAAAGGCAAGCAAUGCAGACACCGGGGCGGAAGCAAAGGGGUGCAAGCAGGCACAGGCAGGGGCCCGGGGUGGACAGGGGAUGGCAGCCUGGUAAGUCCUGCCUGGGGACCUGACCAAGCAGAGGCCUGAAGGCUGCCCCCCUACCAGGUGGGGUCGCCUGGGGGUGCAGAGGUACCCCAGCUCCUCCGCCUGCUGAGUCAGGUUCCACCAUCAUGUGGGCCCUCUCCUCCCAGUGCUCCCUGACAUGCAGACCCCGAUGGAGAGCAGGCAGUUGGGGCCUGGGGCCCCGGGCAGGACAGCAGGACGGAGGUGGACUAUGAGGGGCAGCUUGAAGCCUCGAUGGUCCUAGG